Temnothorax curvispinosus is the source of this 500-nucleotide messenger RNA. RefSeq lists its product as uncharacterized. Gene Ontology annotation, molecular function: nucleic acid binding. The annotation marks the transcript as partial. The transcript has 2 exons. Lineage: Eukaryota; Metazoa; Arthropoda; Insecta; Hymenoptera; Formicidae. The record is from RefSeq and is a predicted model, not a curated record.
AUGUUCAUCCAGAGUUCACAAGAACAUCAACGAAUCGCUCAAAUUCUACAACAGGAUUGCACCAGAUGGGAGUUCAACCCAUCAGGCGCUUCACACAUGGGGGGCAAGUGGGAGGCGGUGGUGAAAUCCGUCAAGUUUCAUCUGAGACGGACUAUCGGGGAGACUGUACUCACGACGGAAGAACUCACAACGUUGCUUACGCAAAUCGAGGCCAUUCUCAACUCAAGGCCCUUAGAACCGCUGAGUGACGACCCGGAAGACCGCCAGCAGGCGAUAUCCAAGUGGCAUCAUCCUAACAACAACAUCAAGGUGGGGUCCAUCGUGCUGCUCACCGACGAACGCUCUCCACCGUGCAAAUGGCCACUCGCCAGAGUAACAGCUUUGCACCCCGGCAAGGAUGGACUCACCAGGGUGGUUACCCUCAAGACGGCCACCACGACACUCACUCGGCCAAGUGCCAAGCUUGCCAUAUUACCCAUCAACCAGGUGAAGGAUCAAGA